Messenger RNA from Scatophagus argus, 737 nucleotides. Its product is annotated as histone H1-like. Gene Ontology annotation, molecular function: DNA binding; structural constituent of chromatin. Gene Ontology annotation, cellular component: nucleosome. The coding region runs from base 56 to 682 and encodes 208 amino acids. Lineage: Eukaryota; Metazoa; Chordata; Actinopteri; Scatophagidae. The record is from RefSeq and is a predicted model, not a curated record. Gene Ontology annotation, biological process: nucleosome assembly. The transcript has a single exon.
GUUCAGUCAGACGCUCGUUGUCGUGAACACAUCACUGAGGAAAAAAAAAAUAAAAAUGGCAGAAGUCGCUCCAGCUCCAGCCGCCGCUGCUCCGGCAGCCAAAGCGCCCAAGAAGAAGGCUUCCAAGCCGAGGAAGGCUGGCCCCAGCGUCAGCGACCUCAUCGUGAAAGCUGUGGCCGCUUCCAAGGAGCGGAACGGCGUGUCCGCGGCCGCCCUCAAGAAGACUCUGGCUGCCGGAGGCUACGACGUGGAGAAGAACAAGGCCCGCGUUAAGAUCGCCAUCAGGAGCCUGGUGACUAAGGGAACUCUGCUCCAGACCAAGGGGACCGGGGCCUCCGGCUCCUUCAAGAUGAACAAGAAGGCGGCUGAGCCCAAAGCAAAGAAGCCAGUCAAGAAAGCCGCUCCCGCUGCCAAGAAGCCCGCAGCCAAGAAAUCCACAGCGGCUAAGAAGCCCAAAGCUGCGGCAGCAGCCAAGAAGGCAACAGCCACAAAGAAGUCCCCGAAGAAGGCCAAGAAAACCGCGACGCCCAAGAAAGUAGCCAAGAGCACCAAGAAGACUACCAAGAGUCCCAAGAAGGUGGCUAAGAAGGUGGCCAAGAAGCCUCCCGCAGCCAAGAAACCUGCAGCAAAGAAAGUUGCCAAGCCCAAAGCCAAGAAGGCAGCAGCACCCAAGAAGAAGUGAGCCCCGAUCACUCUGAGGACUAAACAUCCUGACCAAAGGCUCUUUUAAGAGCCAC